Molecule: messenger RNA, 681 nt
Organism: Chiloscyllium plagiosum (whitespotted bambooshark)
Lineage: Eukaryota; Metazoa; Chordata; Chondrichthyes; Orectolobiformes; Hemiscylliidae
Source: RefSeq, a predicted model, not a curated record
UUCGUUUUGUGUUUACAGGGUUUAUGGACACGGUUUUUCCCAGUCUCUAAGGCAAUCCGUGCUCUGCUAAAAGAGAACAGUGUGGGCGAGAUUAAAAUAGUUAAAGCAGAGUUUGGAACGCAUAUGAUGGAAACUCCACGGCUGGUGGAGAAAGAGUUGGGUGGCGGAGUACUUCUGGACAUUGGCUGUUACUGCUUGCAGUUUGUCUGCAUGGCGUUCCAUGGUGAAAAGCCAGAGUCAAUUCAUGCCACAGGAUUCCUAACUGAGAAGGGAGUUGAUGAAGCAGUAACCAUUGUGCUAAAGUACCCCCGAAAACGAAUGGCUAUGGUAACUGUAUCCAUGGCAACACAGCUCACUAACCAGGCAACCAUCUGUGGGACAAAAGGGACAAUCACAGUUCCAGGCUAUAUGUGGUGCCCAACAAGUCUGGUGGUGAAUGGGAAGGUCCAGGAGUUCCCACUGCCACCUCCAUCUCAACCUCUCAACUUCACAAACAGCACAGGCCUGCGUUAUGAAGCUGACCAAGUGAGGCAAUGUCUUCAGAAAGGGCUAAAGGAGUGUCCGGAGCUGCCACUGGCUGAAAGUGAGCUGAUAAUGAGCAUUUUGGAUGAGGCACGAAGGCAGCUGGGGGUAGUGUACGCUCAAGACAGCCUGAAGCAAGAAAAACUCCUGAUUGUGUGA